AUGUCAAAAGAUGAAACCUUGCUAAUUGUUUCAAUUUAUGUGGAUGAUCUGUUGGUAAUUGGAAGCAAGACUGACUUGAUCAAUGAUUUUAAAACCCAAAUGCAAGAAGUGUUUGAUAUGAUAGACUUGGGAAUCAUGACAUACUUUAUUGGCAUGGAAGUGAACCAGUCUGAUCGAGGUAUCUUCAUCAGUCAGCAUGCAUUUGCAUUAAAGAUUUUAAAUAAAUUCUACAAGGCAAACUGCAAAGAGGUGAGCACACCAUUGGCUCAAGGAAAAAAGCUAAUAAGCUUUGGAAGUCAAGAAAGAGUUGAUGAAAAGGAGUACAAAAGCCUAAUUGGUUGUCUGCUUUACUUAACAGCAACCAGACCUGAUCUCAUGCAUGCUGUUAGUCUAUUGUCAAGAUUCAUGAAUUGUUGUGACACAUCACAUUUCAAGGCAGCAAAGAGGGUACUCAGGUAUGUUAAGGGAACCUUGAAGUUUGGUGUCAUGUUUAAGAAGGAAAAAGAAUUUAGGCUGAUAAGAUACUCAGAUAGUGAUUGGACCGGAUCUUUAGAUGACAUGAAGAGCACCUCUGGUUACUUCUUCACACUUGGCUUAGGAGUAUUUUGCUAG
Molecule: messenger RNA, 612 nt
Organism: Gossypium arboreum
Lineage: Eukaryota; Viridiplantae; Streptophyta; Magnoliopsida; Malvales; Malvaceae
Exons: 1
Coding region: 1-612 (203 amino acids)
Source: RefSeq, a predicted model, not a curated record